AUGGACGAAGAAUACGACGUCAUUAUUUUAGGAACAGGAUUGAAGGAAUGUAUCUUAAGUGGUCUUAUGUCUGUUGCGGGCAAGAAAGUUCUGCAUAUGGAUAGGAAUAGUUACUAUGGUGGUGAAAGUACUUCCGUGACUCCUCUUGAUGAGCUCUUUAAACGCUUUAAUAAAAAAUUCCCUGAUGGUGAAGUCUAUGGACGUCCAAGAGAUUGGAAUGUUGACCUAAUUCCUAAAUUUUUAAUGGCUGAUGGCAAACUUGUCAAACUACUUUUGCAUACUGGCGUUACUCGGUAUCUUGAAUUCAAGUCUGUUGGGGGAAGCUAUGUGUACAAAGGCAAUUCUGAGAGUGGAAAAAUUUGCAAAGUUCCCAGCAACGAAACCGAAGCGCUUAGAUCGAAUCUCAUGGGAAUGUUUGAAAAGCGCCGAUUUCGUAAAAUGUUGAUUUACACUGAGGGCGUAGAUGAAGCUAAUUCUCAAACUUGGGAAGGUUUGGAUCUCCGUAAUUGUUCCAUGGUGCAAGUUUUCGAUAAAUUUGGAGUGGAUAAUAACACCCAAGACUUUGUUGGUCACGCAAUUUGCCUUUAUCGAGAUGACGAUUAUAAGAAAAAUUGUUGCGCCCUUGAUGCAAUAAAACGAAUGAAGCUCUAUAGUGAAUCAUUGAAUCGUUAUGGGACGUCUCCUUAUCUCUAUCCUCUUUACGGUUUGGGAGAAUUACCUCAGGCUUUCGCUCGCCUUUCUGCGGUUUAUGGUGGCACUUACAUGUUACACAAACCCUUUGAAGGUUUUGAAAUGGAAAAUGGCAAGGUUGUUGGUGUGAAGUCUGAAGGUGAAAUUGCUAAGUGCAAACAGGUCAUUUGUGACCCUAGUUAUGCGCCCGACAUGAUUAAACUUGUUGGAAAGGUUGUUCGUGCUAUCUGCAUUCUUGACCAUCCGAUCGAGGGCACUAAUGACAGCACUUCUUGUCAAAUUAUCAUUCCACAAAACCAAGUUGGCCGAAAACACGAUAUUUACGUCUCCUGUGUAUCGUAUGAUCAUAAUGUAGCAGCAAAGCCAUUCUUCGUCGCUCUGGUGGCCACCACCGUGGAAACCAAUACUCCAGAGCGAGAAAUUGCUCCCGGUAUUCGUCUUCUCGGACGCAUGUGUGAUUGCUUUGUAUCCGUUUCUAACAUCUACGAACCUACAAACGACGGAAAAGCAAAUAAUAUCUUUGUUUCCUCGAGCUACGAUGCCACAACUCAUUUUGAGACAACUUGUGACGACGUGUUGGAUAUUUACGAACGAGUUAUGGGCGAAAAAUUUGACUUUAGCAAAGUGAAAAUGAAAUUAGAAAUUGACCAGCAGUAG
Messenger RNA from Rodentolepis nana, 1347 nucleotides. The record is from the annotation of a GenBank genome assembly. NCBI's taxonomy places the organism in Eukaryota, Metazoa, Platyhelminthes, Cestoda, Cyclophyllidea, Hymenolepididae.